Molecule: messenger RNA, 1498 nt
Organism: Phragmites australis (common reed)
Lineage: Eukaryota; Viridiplantae; Streptophyta; Magnoliopsida; Poales; Poaceae
Product: cinnamoyl-CoA reductase 1-like
Exons: 5
Coding region: 247-1326 (359 amino acids)
Molecular function (GO): oxidoreductase activity, acting on the CH-OH group of donors, NAD or NADP as acceptor
Source: RefSeq, a predicted model, not a curated record
CCGGCCCUCGGCAUCGAGGGCUCCUGGCCUUGGCUUAUAAAUUCCUGCCCUCUUAGGAAGAAUCCUGCCAAAUUAACCUACCAACUCACUCAGCUCGCCCGUCCUUUGUACAAAUCUAAAAACAGACUGCUCACCUUCAUCUGCCUUUCUCUGCUUCGGCACUACUCCACCGCGUGCUAGCUUUCGUGACGAAAAGGGUGUGUGUGGUUUAGCGGUAGGGACGAACUGAUCAUCGUCGUCGUCAAGAUGACGGUCGUCGACGUCGCCUCCGCCGGCGCCCCUGCUGCCGCGGUGCAGCUGGCGAACAGGCAGACCGUGUGCGUCACCGGCGCGGCCGGGUACAUCGCGUCGUGGCUGGUCAAGCGGCUGCUCGAGAAGGGAUACACUGUUAAGGGCACCGUCAGGAACCCAGAUGACCCGAAGAACGCGCACCUGAAGGCCCUGGACGGCGCCGCCGAGCGGCUGAUCCUCUGCAAGGCCGACCUCCUCGACUAUGACGCCAUCUGCCGCGCCGUGCAGGGCUGCCAGGGUGUCUUCCACACCGCGUCCCCCGUCACCGACGAUCCCGAGCAAAUGGUGGAGCCGGCGGUGCGGGGCACGGAGUACGUGAUCAACGCGGCGGCGGAGGCCAGCACGGUGCGGCGGGUGGUGUUCACGUCGUCGAUCGGCGCCGUCACCAUGGACCCCAACCGCGGGCCCGACGUGGUCGUCGACGAGUCGUGCUGGAGCGACCUCGAGUUCUGCAAGAAAACCAGGAACUGGUACUGCUACGGCAAGGCGGUGGCGGAGCAGGCGGCGUGGGAGGCGGCGCGGCAGCGCGGCGUGGACCUGGUGGUGGUGAACCCGGUGCUGGUGGUCGGCCCGCUGCUGCAGCCGACGGUGAACGCCAGCAUCGCGCACAUUCUCAAGUACCUGGACGGCUCCGCCAGCAAGUUCGCCAACGCCGUCCAGGCCUACGUCGACGUCCGCGACGUCGCCGACGCGCACCUCCGCGUCUUUGAGGCCCCGGGCGCCAACGGCCGCUACCUCUGCGCCGAGCGCGUCCUCCACCGCGAGGACGUCGUCCGCAUCCUUGCCAAGCUCUUCCCCGAGUACCCCGUCCCCACUAGGUGCUCCGACGAGGUGAACCCGAGGAAGCAACCGUACAAGAUGUCGAACCAGAAGCUCCGGGACCUGGGGCUGGAGUUCCGGCCGGUGAGCCAGUCCCUGUACGACACGGUGAAGAGCCUCCAGGAGAAGGGCCACCUGCCGGUGCUCUCUGAGCAGACCGAGCCGGAGGAGGCCCCCGCCGCCGAGCUGCAGGGAGGAAUCACCAUCCAAGCGUGAGACACAUAUCACAAAGGAACAGAAAGCAAAGUUCAUACUGCCCCUGUAAACCAAGUACUGUUUGUUUGUUGUAUGAUGGCCUUAUGAUCCUAAUCUAGUAAGGCCUGUAACGUCGUGUUCGUUCAUGUGAACUAUCGUGAGUGAAUAAAUAUGGUUAAUGUUCAAAGCUUAA